UUGCAGCCUACAUGUGCGAGUUUAUGAAAGACGUCUCUGCGGGAGCACUUACAGGGGUAAUUGGCACUGUUGUUGGGCACCCCUUGGAUGUCAUCAAACUGAGGCUGCAAGGUGAGCCUGGCGUCUACCGUAGUAUAUUAGGAUGUGGAUAUGCAAUAUUUCGAGAAGCUAAUGUACGAGGACUAUUCCGAGGUCUGAUACCUCCUAUGGUCAAUCUGACUCUAUUGAAUUCACUAGCCUUUGGUCUUUAUGGCAAUUUCAAGAAGCUCAUGUCAGAUCGCAUGUCUAACUACGUGGCAUCCAGCAAACUUCAAUAUUUCGUAAUGGGAUGUGGCGUGGGUUUCGUCACCUCUCUCGUCUCAACACCCUCAGAAUUCUUGAAAGUGAAGAUGCAGCAUUCGUCUGGAAAAAUAUAUAAUGGCAGCCUGGACGCACUCAUAAAGAUAUCUAAACAACAUGGCAUGAGCGCACUUUAUACAGGCUACACUAUAAACACUAUUAGGGAAAUGAUGUUUUCUACCACCUACUUCGGGGUGUACGAGCUUUCCAAGGCAUCUUUGAUGAGCCAGCUGGGUAACAUAUUCAAUGCCCAAUGCGCCAUCCUCUUGUCUGGGGGCAUUUCAGGCAUGCUGGGAUGGGCAGUCAGCUAUCCUUUAGACGUCAUUAAAAACUUGAAGCAAUCCCAAAGCUUAGAGAAGAGCCAGGUGUCAAAUAAAGUGUCAGCCCUGGCUUUGUCGAGAGAACGACUCAGUAAGUUUGGAGUUGCUGGAUUUUACUACGGAAUUCAAAUUUCUCUAGUAAGAGCUUUUAUUGUUUCUUCAGUUCGGUUCAGUGUAUAUGAAUCCGCUGUACAUAUGUGGAACGCUUUUGAACAGAAUCUACUCAACUCUGUAAAAAUAUAGCCGAAAAAGUGUUCUCUGGGCGAAUAUCGUUGCUGCAAAAGCAAAUACAUCGAAAAAAAAAGAAUACAAGCGCCUUGAAGUCUACGAUUCGGGUUUACCUGUUGUGCGAUCUGCAGCAUUUUUUGGAUGUCAUAGCUAAAAAGAGUGCACUUCAUUACUUGGAGUUGUGUCAUAAUCAUCUCAUGUAUAUUAUAAAUAUUUGUUACAAGA
Schistocerca gregaria is the source of this 1112-nucleotide messenger RNA. RefSeq names its product mitochondrial basic amino acids transporter-like. Lineage: Eukaryota; Metazoa; Arthropoda; Insecta; Orthoptera; Acrididae. Gene Ontology annotation, molecular function: transmembrane transporter activity. The record is from RefSeq and is a predicted model, not a curated record. Gene Ontology annotation, biological process: transmembrane transport. The coding region runs from base 12 to 902 and encodes 296 amino acids. The transcript has 3 exons.